UUCAGUGUUCUGAUGAUUAUCCUAGUUCUACUGGAAGGUGGAGCUGCUGGAGCGAUGGCUGGUACAAUGAAUAUGUGGAUGGAAGAUCAGGUGACUAUGCUUAAAAAACGUUUUCAAAUGAAUUACCGUGGGACACUCGGUGCAUUCCCUGUUUCCGAAUUCGAUGCAUACUCAUUGAACAUGGAUAGAAUGAUGAUUUCACUUGAAUGUUGUGGAGUGAUUGGUAAUGGCGAUUUUUCUGAUACAGAGUCACUUUGGUAUAAGGAAGGUCGAAAAUAUACUGACGGAAGUGGUCCAGAUGACAUAAAAAUUCCACCAGCUUGCUGUAAAUAUACUUCAAAAGAUUUCAUGAGCAAAGGUGAUUACAAUGCUUUUCAAAAUAACCUGGUAGAUCAAAGUUGUGUCAAAACACUAGAAGAAUCAAAUACGGUUGGUUGUUUAGUUGCAGCAAAAACUAGAAUGCAAGAGAAAGGUCUACCAUACCUAGCUAUUCCAAGUAUAAUCGUUGCAUUACAGCUUGCUACUAUUGUGCUCUCCAUUUAUUUGGUUUGCAAACUUAAGAAAUGGAAUAAUGAACUUUACUCUUAAAUGAAUCCAUUUCUCUUGCAAUAAGAUAAUAACACACCUGUAUGUACAAAAUUGAAAUGAAAUUGUGGAAAGAAGAGAUCUUUUGUCUUUUAUUUGUUUUGAUCAAUAAGUAUGCACUCAACAAUUGUAUUAAAAUUUCGUUCAAAAGAAAAGAAAACAGCCAUCAAUUGGUUCGUUGUUAUCAGAAUGAAUGAAAAGUGGAAAAAUCAGUUAAAACAGUGGACACAACUUUCUUUGAUAAUAUUAUUUCUUCGCAAUAAAAAAGAAAUUGAAUCAAUUUUUUUUCGUUUCACUAACCUUAACCGCCACAUGUGCAAAUAUAUGUGUUUGUGUGUAUUGAUGUGAGUGCAUACUUGUUUUACUUUUUCAAGUUAGUUCUAUCUAUUUUGCAGUCUUUUUUAAUUAAAGUAUUCAAACUUUUCGUUUUUAUUUUGAUUGGCUGUAAUGAGUUUUGUUGUUGUUGUUGUUAUUGUGUAAUUGCAUAAAAGUGUAAAAGCAUUUUUAUGUUACUUACUCCUUUGACCUCUUAUAUAUGCUUCAUUUUCAAAAUAAUUGAUUUUCUGUAAUAAUCUUAUGUCAUUUCAAAUAUACAUAUUGUGUCUCAAGACCAUGGAAUUCAAUAUGAUUGUUCU
This is a messenger RNA of Schistosoma turkestanicum, 1220 nucleotides long. The record is from the annotation of a GenBank genome assembly. Lineage: Eukaryota; Metazoa; Platyhelminthes; Trematoda; Strigeidida; Schistosomatidae.